This is a messenger RNA of Coffea eugenioides, 824 nucleotides long. RefSeq lists its product as uncharacterized. The transcript has 5 exons. Gene Ontology annotation, cellular component: chloroplast thylakoid membrane; chloroplast inner membrane. NCBI's taxonomy places the organism in Eukaryota, Viridiplantae, Streptophyta, Magnoliopsida, Gentianales, Rubiaceae. The record is from RefSeq and is a predicted model, not a curated record. The coding region runs from base 127 to 624 and encodes 165 amino acids.
UAGUUCGAUAACUUCUGAAGUAUUAGUACUGGAAUAUCUCCGACCAAAGUAGACCACCCUUUCCAGUUUUCACUCACUCAUCAGCUAAAAAUAGCUCCGAUUUUCCCUACCUAAAAAUUCUGAAAAAUGAAUUCCCUCGCAAACUCGAUAGUUUCUGUCAAACACCCUCGGACCCAUUUCUUAACUGGGACUUCUUUGCAAACGGACCAUUUUCUGAGUUCCAAUAAUGUGCUCUGCAUCCCUGCUUCACAAAGCAAUCUGAAACCAUUGAAAUGCAGGAGGUCACUGACAGUGCAAGCUAGUGGAGAUGGUGGAAGGCCAGGUAGUGCCAGUAUCUUUGUCGGUGGUUUUGUUUUGGGAGGAAUAGUUGUUGGGGCAUUAGGAUGCAUUUAUGCACCUCAGAUAAGCAAGGCACUUGCAGGAGCUGACAGGAAAGAUCUAAUGAGAAAGCUUCCAAAGUUCAUAUAUGAUGAGGAGAAAGCUCUGGAGAAAACACGCAAAGUACUGACGGAGAAAAUUGCACAAUUGAACUCUGCAAUAGAUGAAGUUUCUUCUCAACUCCGUGCUGAUGAUGCCCCAAAUGGAGCUGCAGUAACCCCAGACGAACUCGAAGCUUCCAUAUGAUGAUACUAUGCAUUUGACAUAUGCUACUCGCUAGCAUCACUUUGCAUUAUCUAUAGCUUUCUGUUACUCGCAUUUGUGUUCUAACUAUCGAAUUGGAUAUUGUUGGAUGUUGCUGUGGCCAACAAGAUGUUUCCUGUCAAAGAAAGAUAUUCCAAGACAUUACAAAGAAUCUAAAUGGAUGUGGAUUAUACUUGAUAAUU